AAUAAAAAAUAUUUGAUUGUAAAAUAGUCCAAAGCAUAGAAUGAGAGAGAUGAGCUCAGUACAAAAUAUAUCCCCUUUAUUAUUAACCGAUUGUUUCUUGCAGUACAGCUUGUUAACUUGGAUGACACUUCUAUGGUUUGUCAUGCAAAUAAAGUUUCUGAAUCUGACUACUAUCUGGGGAAUCGUCUCCCGCAACCCACCUUCCAACAUUUUACUCUAUUCCCUUCUAUUUUCUAUUCUAUACCUUGCUCAUCACCAUUGUAAUCAAGAGCCACUGAAUCAGUAUAGCUGACUUUUCAAAAGAAACCAUUGAGCAGAAACAAGUUUUGCCUCCUUAGCUAGGGUAGUUGUUGAUUAGUUUUUGCUUUCAUUCAAAUCCAGUUAUUUGGUCCAGUCCAGUUCUAUGGAAGAAUAUAUACCUCAGCACUUCACACAAGGAGUGGGGUGGGAUAAAAAUCAUUAUACACAUUAUAGACCAACAGGGUUUCACAGUAGUUGAGUUUCUGCACGCUCUGUGUCCAUGCUUAAUUCAGCAGCGGGCUGUCAGCUUAUCUUCCAUCUCCUUUCGGCUCACGUUUUUAGUGGGGAAAACUUAUUGUUUCCGAUCCUUUGAAGCAUCUUUCUUCUACAGCUAGGUAUUUAGAGCAGGGGCGAACAAAGCGCCUUUCGUUUUUAACCUCGCCUCUGUCUCGUUUCUGUCACACAGUCUUGAGUGCCUGUGUUUUCCAGCUGAAGCUGUCGCUUUAACAGCAGGGCGGAUCCUCUGCGGGAGGGGCGGCUCUGCCCAGGCGGUCAUGGUGGGCCUGCUGCUGGGACCUGACAAGCGCCGCAGCUUCCGAGGGGUCAGAACAUUGGCUGGAAUGGGGUCAGCAUAGAUGGAGUCCAAUCAAAGAGAAGGUGCCCCCCUCAGUCAGGAGAGAGCCACCGAGACAGAGAAGUUUUUUAAUAAACUCUAAUCUGGUCCAAAAGAAAAAUGGCCUUUGUUUCGACACAAGGGCCCACUGUGGUUGACCAAACCACUUUGAUGAAGAAAUACCUCCAGUUUGUGGCUGCUCUAACAGAUGUUAAUACACCCGAUGAAACAAAAUUGAAAAUGAUGCAAGAAGUCAGUGAGAAUUUUGAGAAUGUAACAUCAUCCCCUCAGUAUUCUACAUUCCUGGAACACAUCAUCCCUCGAUUUCUCACCUUUCUGCAGGAUGGAGAGGUGCAGUUUCUGCAGGAGAAACCAGCACAGCAAUUGCGAAAGCUAGUUCUUGAAAUAAUUCACAGAAUACCAACAAAUGAACAUCUUCGUCCCCAUACCAAAAAUGUCUUGUCUGUGAUGUUUAGAUUUCUAGAGACAGAGAAUGAAGAAAAUGUACUUAUUUGUUUGAGAAUAAUUAUUGAACUACACAAACAGUUCCGGCCACCAAUCACCCAAGAAAUUCAUCAUUUUUUGGACUUUGUGAAACAGAUUUACAAGGAACUUCCAAAAGUAGUGAAUCGAUACUUUGAGAAUCCUCAGGUGAUCCCAGAGAAUACUGUUCCUUCCCCAGAAAUGGUUGGUAUGAUUACAACAAUUGUGGUGAAAGUAAAUCCUGAACGGGAUGACAGUGAAACAAGAACACAUUCUAUAAUUCCCAGAGGGUCUCUCUCCUUGAAAGUGUUGGCUGAGCUUCCCAUUAUUGUUGUUCUAAUGUAUCAGCUCUACAAACUGAACAUUCAUAAUGUGGUGGCUGAAUUCGUGCCCUUGAUCAUGAACACGAUUAUAAUACAGGUAUCCUCGCAAGCCAGGCAACACAAACUUUAUAAUAAGGAGCUGUACGCUGACUUUAUUGCUGCCCAGAUUAAAACAUUAUCAUUUUUGGCCUACAUUAUAAGAAUAUACCAGGAUUUGGUGGCUAAGUAUUCUCAGCAAAUGGUAAAAGGAAUGUUGCAGUUACUGUCCAAUUGUCCAGCGGAAACUGCACAUCUCCGAAAGGAGCUUCUAAUAGCUGCUAAGCACAUUCUUACCACAGAUUUGAGGAGCCAAUUUAUUCCAUGCAUGGACAAGCUAUUUGACGAAUCUAUACUAAUUGGCUCUGGAUACACAGCUCGAGAGACACUGAGGCCACUUGCGUAUAGUACACUGGCAGAUCUGGUACAUCACGUCCGUCAGCAUUUACCACUCAAUGAUCUCUCCCUUGCUGUCCAGUUAUUUGCCAAAAACAUUGAUGAUGAGUCAUUACCUAGUAGUAUCCAGACUAUGUCUUGCAAGCUUCUUCUAAACUUGGUAGACUGUAUCCGUUCCAAAAGUGAACAAGAAAAUGGAAAUGGCAGAGAUAUUCUUAUGAGGAUGUUAGAGGUUUUUGUUUUGAAAUUUCAUACCAUAGCACGGUACCAGCUUUCUGUCAUUUUUAAAAAGUGUAAGCCACAGUCUGAACUUGGUGCAGCUGAAGCUGCUUUACCUGGAGUACCGACAGGAGCAAAUGCAGCUCCUGUUCCAUCCCUUGCCCCUGCCACUCCUGUGACCCCAGCACCAGCACCUGUGUUUGAAAAACAAGGGGAAAAAGAGAAAGAAGAUAAGCAGACGUUCCAGGUCACAGAUUGCCGAAGCUUGGUAAAAACUUUGGUCUGUGGUGUCAAGACAAUUACAUGGGGCAUAACAUCAUGCAAAGCACCUGGUGAAGCACAGUUCAUUCCUAACAAACAGUUGCAGCCAAAGGAGACCCAGAUCUAUAUAAAGUUGGUGAAAUAUGCAAUGCAAGCUUUGGAUAUUUAUCAGGUCCAAAUAGCAGGAAAUGGCCAGACAUAUAUUCGAGUUGCGAACUGUCAGACAGUCAGGAUGAAAGAGGAAAAGGAGGUCCUGGAGCAUUUUGCUGGUGUCUUCACAAUGAUGAAUCCUUUGACUUUUAAAGAAAUCUUUCAAACUACUGUUCCUUAUCUGGUGGAAAGAAUCUCAAAAAACUAUGCCCUUCAGAUUGUUGCUAAUUCCUUUUUGGCAAACCUGACCACCUCUGCCCUUUUUGCUACAAUUCUGGUGGAGUAUCUUCUAGAUCGGCUGCCAGAAAUGGGCUCGAACGUGGAGCUGUCCAAUCUGUAUCUCAAGCUGUUCAAACUAGUCUUUGGCUCUGUUUCACUAUUUGCAGCUGAAAAUGAGCAAAUGCUGAAGCCGCAUUUGCACAAGAUAGUGAACAGCUCUAUGGAACUUGCACAGACUGCCAAGGAGCCAUACAACUAUUUCCUUCUACUUAGAGCACUGUUCAGAUCUAUUGGAGGAGGCAGUCAUGAUCUCCUGUAUCAAGAGUUCUUGCCAUUGUUACCAAACUUAUUGCAAGGACUUAAUAUGUUGCAAAGUGGCCUGCACAAGCAGCAUAUGAAGGAUCUGUUUGUAGAACUUUGUCUCACUGUACCAGUUCGAUUGAGCUCCCUCCUUCCUUAUCUGCCAAUGUUGAUGGAUCCUUUGGUGUCAGCUCUAAAUGGAUCUCAGACCCUGGUUAGCCAAGGUUUGAGAACUCUUGAAUUGUGUGUGGAUAAUUUACAGCCAGACUUCCUGUAUGAUCAUAUUCAGCCAGUUAGAGCGGAGCUUAUGCAGGCUUUAUGGCGUACAUUACGCAAUCCUGCUGACAGCAUUUCUCAUGUGGCUUAUCGUGUCCUUGGUAAAUUUGGUGGAAGUAACAGGAAGAUGUUAAAGGAAUCCCAGAAACUACAAUACAUAGUUACGGAAAUUCAAGGACCCAGUAUUACAGUAGAGUUUUCAGACUGUAAAGCCUCUAUUCAGCUUCCAAUGGAAAAGGCAAUUGAGACUGCUCUGGACUGCUUGAAGAGUGCUAACACAGAGCCAUAUUAUCGGAGGCAGGCUUGGGAAGUGAUCAAGUGUUUCUUGGUAGCCAUGAUGAGCCUGGAUGAUAAUAAACAUGCUUUAUAUCAGCUCCUUGCACAUCCCAACUUUACUGAGAAGUCCAUACCCAGUGUAAUUAUUUCACAUCGGUACAAAGCACAGGAUACUCCUGCCCGUAAAACAUUUGAACAGGCAUUGACAGGUGCCUUCAUGUCAGCAGUCAUCAAAGAUCUGCGACCUAGUGCUCUGCCUUUUGUAGCCAGCCUAAUUCGCCAUUACACAAUGGUGGCAGUAGCUCAGCAAUGUGGCCCUUUUUUGCUGCAGUGCUAUCAGGUUGGAAGCCAGUCCAGCACAGCCAUGUUUCACAGUGAAGAAAAUGGAUCAAAAGGAAUGGAUCCUUUGGUACUUAUUGAUGCCAUAGCCAUCUGUAUGGCAUAUGAGGAGAAGGAGCUCUGCAAGAUAGGGGAAGUGGCUCUAGCUGUGAUAUUCGAUGUUGCAAGCAUUAUUCUGGGUUCGAAGGAAAGGGCUUGUCAGCUUCCUUUGUUUUCAUACAUUGUGGAGCGUUUAUGUGCUUGCUGUUAUGAACAAGCUUGGUAUGCUAAACUAGGAGGUGUGGUGUCCAUUAAAUUCCUCAUGGAACGACUGCCUUUAAUUUGGGUCCUCCAGAACCAGCAGACUUUCCUCAAGGCACUGCUAUUUGUCAUGAUGGACCUAACUGGAGAGGUUUCCAAUGGAGCCGUUGCUAUGGCAAAGACCACACUAGAACAGCUUUUGAUUAGAUGUGCCACUCCUUUAAAAGAUGAAGAAAAAACAGAAGAAAUCCUAGCAGCACAGGAAAAGUCUUUCCAUCAUGUGACACAUGACCUGGUUCGAGAAGUAACCUCUCCAAACUCCACUGUAAGAAAGCAAGCCAUGCAUUCAUUGCAAGUGCUUGCACAGGUCACUGGGAAAAGUGUUACUGUGAUUAUGGAGCCACAUAAAGAGGUUCUCCAAGACAUGGUUCCUCCAAAAAAGCACUUACUUAGGCAUCAGCCUGCAAAUGCCCAGAUUGGGCUCAUGGAGGGGAACACAUUUUGCACAACUCUGCAGCCCCGACUGUUUACAAUGGAUCUAAAUGUUGUGGAACACAAGGUUUUCUACACCGAGCUGUUGAAUUUGUGUGAGGCUGAAGAUGCUGCUUUAAUGAAAUUACCAUGUUACAAAAGUCUUCCAUCACUAGUACCUCUUCGAAUUGCAGCCUUAAAUGCUUUAGCUGCCUGUAAUUACUUACCUCAGUCUAGAGAGAAAAUCAUUGCUGCACUUUUCAAGGCACUUAACUCAACAAAUAAUGAACUGCAGGAGGCGGGAGAGGCAUGUAUGAGAAAGUUCUUGGAAGGAGCUACAAUAGAAGUAGAUCAAAUUCACACACACAUGAGACCAUUGCUCAUGAUGUUGGGAGAUUAUCGAAGCUUGACACUGAAUGUUGUGAACCGUCUGACUUCUGUCACUAGACUUUUUCCAAACUCCUUUAAUGACAAGUUCUGUGAUCAGAUGAUGCAACACCUGCGUAAAUGGAUGGAAGUGGUAGUAAUUACACACAAAGGAGGACAGAGGAGUGAUGGAAACGAGAGCAUUUCAGAGUGCGGGAGAUGUUCGUUGUCUCCAUUCUGUCAGUUUGAGCCUGCCGUGGAAGGGGUAGAGGAAAUGAAGAUUUGUUCAGCAAUCAUAAACCUAUUUCAUCUGAUCCCAGCUGCUCCUCAGACUCUGGUUAAACCUUUGCUGGAAGUUGUGAUGAAAACAGAACGGGCUAUGUUGAUAGAGGCGGGCAGUCCAUUCAGAGAACCACUGAUAAAGUUUCUGACACGUCAUCCAUCCCAGACUGUUGAGCUGUUCAUGAUGGAAGCAACUUUAAAUGAUCCACAGUGGAGCAGAAUGUUCAUGAGUUUUUUAAAACACAAAGAUGCGAAGCCUUUACGAGAUGUCCUGGCAGCUAAUCCAAAUCGAUUUAUCACUUUACUGUUACCUGGUGGCACCCAAGCUGCUGUUAGGCCCGGAUCACCAAGCACCAGCACAAUGCGUCUUGAUCUUCAGUUUCAGGCUAUCAAGAUCAUAAGUAUUAUAGUUAAGAAUGAUGAAUGUUGGUUGGCAAAUCAGCAUUCCUUAGUGAGUCAGUUAAGACGUGUGUGGGUAAGCGAAGCUUUUCAAGAAAGACAUCGUAAGGAGAAUAUGGCUGCAACAAACUGGAAAGAACCGAAACUACUGGCAUACUGCUUAUUGAAUUACUGCAAAAGGAAUUAUGGUGAUAUAGAAUUGCUCUUCCAGCUGCUUCGAGCUUUUACCGGCCGUUUUCUCUGCAAUAUGACUUUCUUAAAGGAGUACAUGGAAGAAGAAAUCCCAAAAAACUAUAGUAUUUCCCAAAAACGGGCUCUGUUCUUCCGGUUUGUAGACUUCAAUGACCCAAACUUUGGAGAUGAGCUGAAAGCCAAGGUUCUGCAGCAUAUCUUGAAUCCUGCAUUCUUGUAUAGUUUUGAAAAGGCAGAAGGAGAACAACUUCUGGGACCACCCAAUCCAGAAGGAGAUAAUCCAGAAAGUAUCACCAGUGUUUUUAUAACAAAGGUACUUGACCCAGAAAAGCAGGCAGAUAUGUUGGAUUCACUGAGAAUUUAUCUCUUGCAAUUUGCAACGCUUCUUGUGGAACAUGCCCCACAUCACAUUCAUGACAAUAACAAGAAUCGGAACAGCAAACUACGACGCCUGAUGACCUUUGCCUGGCCCUGUCUCUUGUCUAAGGCGUGUGUGGACCCAGCGUGCAAGUACAGUGGACAUUUGCUUUUAGCACACAUCAUUGCAAAAUUUGCCAUACAUAAGAAGAUAGUGUUGCAGGUUUUUCACAGUCUUCUAAAAGCUCAUGCAAUGGAGGCUCGAGCAAUUGUCAGGCAAGCAAUGGCUAUUCUAACUCCAGCUGUGCCUGCUCGAAUGGAGGAUGGACAUCAGAUGCUGACUCACUGGACACGAAAAAUCAUUGUAGAAGAGGGCCAUACAGUUCCACAACUGGUCCAUAUUUUGCAUUUAAUAGUACAGCAUUUCAAGGUUUAUUACCCCGUAAGACACCAUUUGGUGCAGCAUAUGGUUAGUGCCAUGCAGAGGUUGGGUUUCACUCCCAGUGUUACCAUUGAACAAAGAAAACUGGCUGUGGACCUUGCUGAAGUAGUCAUCAAAUGGGAAUUGCAGAGAAUUAAAGAUCAACAGCCAGAUUCAGAUAUGGAUCCAAGUGCAAGUGGAGAAGGAGCAAGUUCUGCCUCAUCUUCUGUUAAAAGAGGAUUGUCUGUUGAUUCUGGUCAAGAGGUGAAACGAUUCAGGACAGCUACUGGGGCAAUAAGUGCAGUAUUUGGACGUACUCAGUCGUUGCCAGGAGCUGAUGCACUUCUUUCUAAGCCAAUUGACAAGCAGCAUACAGAUACUGUGGUCAACUUCCUCAUUAGAAUUGCUUGCCAGGUAAAUGACAACUCAAACACUGCUGGAUCUCCUGGAGAAUUGCUGUCUCGACGCUGCGUUAACCUUUUGAAGACAGCUUUACGACCAGAUAUGUGGCCAAAAUCAGAACUCAAACUGCAGUGGUUUGAUAAACUGCUAAUGACUGUGGAACAGCCCAAUCAGGCCAACUUUGCCAACAUUUGCACUGGGUUAGAGGUCCUAAGUUUCCUAUUAACUGUACUGCAGUCUCCAGCUAUCCUUAGCAGCUUCAAACCUCUGCAACGAGGAGUAGCUGCUUGUAUGACAUGUGGAAACACCAAGGUUUUGAGGGCUGUCCACAGUCUACUCUCUCGCUUAAUGAGUAUAUUCCCUACAGAACCAAGUACUUCAAGUGUAGCGUCAAAAUAUGAAGAACUGGAAUGCCUAUAUGCUGCAGUCGGGAAGGUUAUUUAUGAAGGACUUACUAAUUAUGAAAAAGCCACUAAUGCUAAUCCUUCCCAACUCUUUGGUACUUUAAUGAUUCUGAAGUCUGCAUGCAGUAACAAUCCAAGCUACAUAGACAGACUGAUUUCAGUCUUCAUGCGAUCCCUACAGAAGAUGGUCAGGGAACAUUUGAAUCCACAGGCUGCAUCAGGAACAGCAGAAGCAACCACAGGUACAAGUGAACUGGUAAUGCUGAGCUUGGAUCUUGUGAAAACUCGUCUUGCAGUGAUGAGCAUGGAGAUGAGGAAAAAUUUUAUCCAAGCUAUUCUAACAUCUCUCAUUGAAAAAUCUACUGAUGCUAAAAUUCUUCGUGCAGUGGUAAAAAUAGUGGAAGAGUGGGUGAAAAACAAUUCUCCAAUGGCAGCCAAUCAGACACCUACUCUCCGGGAGAAGUCCAUUUUGCUAGUGAAAAUGAUGACCUACAUUGAAAAGCGUUUUCCAGAAGACCUUGAAUUAAAUGCCCAGUUCUUAGACCUUGUUAACUAUGUCUAUAGGGAUGAGAAUCUUUCUGGAAGCGAGCUCACUGCUAAACUUGAACCUGCAUUCCUUUCGGGGCUGCGUUGUGCUCAGCCGCUCAUCCGAGCCAAAUUUUUUGAGGUCUUUGACAAUUCCAUGAAGCGUCGUGUCUAUGAACGCCUACUUUAUGUAACUUGUUCUCAAAACUGGGAGGCUAUGGGAAACCACUUUUGGAUCAAGCAGUGCAUUGAGCUCCUGUUGGCAGUGUGUGAAAGAAAUACUACAAUUGGCACAAGCUGUCAGGGAGCCAUGCUUCCAUCUAUCACUAAUGUAAUCAACCUUGCAGACAGUCACGAUCGGGCAGCAUUUGCUAUGGUAACCCAUGUCAAACAAGAGCCUCGAGAAAGAGAAAACAGCGAAUCCAAAGAAGAGGAUGUGGAGAUUGACAUUGAAUUGGCUCCAGGAGAUCAGACGAGUACACCUAAAACCAAAGAACUUUCUGAGAAAGACAUAGGCAACCAGCUACACAUGUUGACCAACAGACAUGACAAGUUUCUUGACUCUCUUCGAGAAGUGAAGACUGGAGCGUUAUUAAGUGCCUUUGUUCAGUUGUGUCAUAUCUCUACACCGUUAGCAGAGAAAACUUGGAUCCAACUUUUCUCCCGAUUAUGGAAAAUCUUAUCUGAUAGACAGCAGCAUGCUCUUGCAGGUGAAAUAAGCCCUUUCUUAUGCAGUGGUAGCCACCAAGUGCAGCGAGACUGCCAGCCGAGUGCACUAAACUGUUUUGUGGAAGCAAUGUCACAGUGUGUUCCUCCCAUUCCCAUUAGGCCCUGUGUGCUUAAGUACUUGGGUAAAACUCACAACCUGUGGUUCCGUUCCACAUUGAUGCUGGAACAUCAAGCCUUUGAAAAAGGAUUGAGUCUUCAGAUUAAACCUAAACAGACAACCGAAUUUUAUGAGCAGGAAAGCAUAACCCCUCCUCAACAGGAAAUACUGGAUUCCCUAGCUGAGCUUUACUCUCUGUUACAAGAGGAGGAUAUGUGGGCUGGACUAUGGCAAAAGCGCUGUAAAUUUCCAGAGACAGCAACUGCUAUUGCUUAUGAACAACAUGGCUUUUUUGAACAGGCACAAGAAACAUACGAAAAAGCAAUGGAAAAAGCCAAAAAGGAACAUGAACGAAAUAAUGCCUCCCCUGCUAUCUUCCCUGAGUAUCAACUCUGGGAAGACCAUUGGAUUCGUUGCUCAAAAGAGUUGAACCAGUGGGAACCUUUGACAGAGUAUGGCCAGUCAAAGGGCCAUAUAAAUCCCUAUCUGGUACUCGAAUGUGCAUGGAGAGUCUCAAACUGGACUGCUAUGAAGGAGGCACUGGUGCAGGUGGAGCUGAGUUGUCCAAAAGAGAUGGCAUGGAAAGUCAACAUGUACAGAGGAUAUCUAGCAAUCUGCCAUCCUGAAGAACAGCAGCUUAACUUCAUUGAGCGCUUGGUAGAAAUGGCCAGCAGUUUAGCCAUUCGCGAAUGGCGAAGGCUUCCUCAUGUAGUGUCACAUGUUCACACUCCCCUUCUGCAGGCAGCACAGCAAAUUAUCGAACUUCAAGAGGCAGCACAAAUAAAUGCAGGGUUGCAACCAACUAAUCUAGGGAGGAAUAACAGCCUGCAUGAUAUGAAGACUGUCGUAAAGACUUGGAGGAACAGAUUACCUAUUGUGUCAGAUGACUUAUCCCAUUGGAGCAGCAUUUUCAUGUGGAGACAGCAUCAUUACCAGGCCAUUGUAACUGCCUAUGAAAAUAGUUCUCAGCAUGAUCCCAGUUCCAAUAAUGCUAUGCUGGGAGUUCAUGCUUCAGCUUCAGCAAUUAUCCAGUAUGGAAAGAUAGCUCGGAAACAAGGACUGGUCAAUGUAGCGCUGGACAUAUUGAGUCGUAUUCAUACUAUCCCUACUGUGCCUAUUGUGGAUUGUUUUCAGAAGAUUCGGCAGCAAGUCAAAUGCUACCUUCAGCUGGCAGGAGUCAUGGGUAAAAAUGAGUGUAUGCAGGGCCUUGAGGUUAUUGAAUCAACUAAUCUGAAAUAUUUCACCAAGGAGAUGACAGCUGAGUUCUAUGCACUGAAGGGAAUGUUCUUGGCUCAGAUUAACAAGUCUGAAGAAGCAAACAAAGCUUUUUCUGCAGCUGUGCAGAUGCACGAUGUGUUAGUGAAGGCUUGGGCAAUGUGGGGUGACUACUUGGAGAAUAUAUUUGUGAAAGAACGUCAGCUGCACCUAGGAGUAUCUGCCAUUACUUGCUACCUGCAUGCAUGUCGCCAUCAGAAUGAGAGCAAAUCAAGAAAAUACUUAGCAAAGGUUCUCUGGCUUCUGAGUUUUGAUGAUGAUAAGAACACACUAGCAGAUGCAGUAGACAAGUACUGUAUUGGCGUCCCACCUAUCCAAUGGCUGGCUUGGAUUCCACAGUUGUUAACAUGCUUGGUUGGCUCAGAGGGCAAGCUUCUUCUGAACCUCAUUAGUCAGGUGGGAAGAGUCUAUCCCCAGGCUGUCUACUUUCCUAUCAGGACCCUCUAUUUGACACUGAAGAUAGAACAACGAGAGCGUUACAAAAGUGAUUCUGGACAACAGCAACCAAGUUCGGUAGGAAAUCAAUCUCAUUCUGCAUCAGAUCCUGGGCCAAUAAGAGCCACUGCACCUAUGUGGCGCUGCAGCCGAAUUAUGCAUAUGCAGCGAGAACUGCAUCCAACGCUUUUGUCCUCUCUGGAAGGCAUUGUAGAUCAAAUGGUCUGGUUCAGAGAGAAUUGGCAUGAAGAGGUUCUUAGACAGCUGCAGCAAGGCCUGGCAAAGUGCUAUUCAGUUGCCUUUGAGAAAAGUGGAGCGGUUUCAGAUGCCAAAAUCACUCCCCAUACACUAAAUUUUGUCAAGAAGUUGGUCAGUACCUUUGGAGUGGGACUGGAGAAUGUGUCAAAUGUCUCCACUAUGUUUUCCAGUGCAGCUUCAGAGUCGUUGGCUAGAAGAGCACAGGCUACAGCUCAAGACCCUGUAUUUCAGAAAUUAAAAGGGCAGUUUACAACAGACUUUGACUUCAGUGUACCAGGCUCCAUGAAACUUCACAAUCUUAUUUCUAAACUGAAGAAGUGGAUCAAAAUCCUAGAGGCAAAAACUAAGCAGCUUCCAAAGUUCUUCCUCAUAGAGGAAAAGUGUCGUUUUCUAAGUAAUUUCUCAGCUCAAACAGCAGAAGUGGAGAUUCCUGGAGAGUUCCUUAUGCCAAAGCCAACACAUUAUUACAUCAAAAUUGCAAGAUUUAUGCCCAGAGUGGAGAUAGUACAGAAGCACAACACUGCAGCCAGAAGACUCUAUAUCCGAGGCCAUAAUGGAAAGAUUUACCCAUACCUAGUAAUGAAUGAUGCUUGCCUGACAGAGUCUCGCAGAGAAGAACGAGUAUUACAGCUCCUUCGCCUUUUGAACCCCUGCUUAGAGAAAAGAAAAGAAACCACAAAGAGGCAUUUAUUUUUCACAGUCCCCCGUGUUGUAGCAGUCUCUCCACAGAUGCGCCUGGUUGAAGACAAUCCCUCUUCUCUCUCCCUGGUGGAGAUCUAUAAGCAACGGUGUGCCAAGAAAGGCAUUGAGCAUGACAACCCUAUUUCUCGUUACUAUGACAGAUUGGCAACAGUCCAAGCACGAGGGACCCAAGCCAGCCAUCAGGUUCUUCGAGAUAUACUUAAAGAAGUACAGAGUAACAUGGUGCCACGCAGUAUGCUUAAGGAAUGGGCUUUACAUACAUUCCCAAAUGCCACAGAUUACUGGACGUUUCGAAAGAUGUUCACAAUUCAGUUGGCAUUAAUUGGCUUUGCAGAAUUUGUCUUUCAUUUAAAUAGACUCAACCCUGAGAUGUUACAGAUUGCCCAGGAUACUGGCAAGCUCAAUGUGGCAUACUUCCGAUUUGAUAUUAAUGAUGCUACUGGUGAUUUGGAUGCCAAUCGUCCUGUCCCAUUCCGUCUUACACCAAACAUUUCUGAAUUCCUUACAACUAUUGGCGUGUCUGGUCCAUUGACUGCAUCAAUGAUUGCAGUAGCUCGCUGUUUUGCACAACCAAACUUUAAGGUUGAUGGCAUCCUGAAAACUGUGCUACGGGAUGAAAUAAUUGCUUGGCACAAGAAAACACAAGAGGAUACUUCCUCUCCACUCUCAGCAGCCGGGCAACCUGAAAACAUGGACAGUCAGCAGCUGGUUUCACUAGUUCAAAAAGCUGUUACUGCUAUCAUGACUCGACUACAUAAUCUUGCUCAGUUUGAAGGAGGAGAAAGCAAAGUCAACACUCUAGUAGCAGCUGCAAAUAGCUUGGAUAAUCUCUGUCGUAUGGAUCCCGCCUGGCACCCUUGGCUGUAACUUGAAAUUUAGAUUUCUUUUUUGCUGCUCUUGUGUUGUGAGCCAUGUAUUAUGGUAAGAAGAAAAUGUGAAGAAUUCAUUUCAAACCUGUCACUGCCUUUUUCGUCAGUCUUCAUUUUAAUCAUGUUUACAGAAGUACUACAGUUUUACUGUUUUAAGUUAAUUUCAUGACAGCGGUAUUUCAUGUACAAAGAAAUGUGCUGAUUUAUUAUUCAAAGACAACUUCCACAAAUAGCUUAAAAUGAGGGGGCAAGACUUAAAAUGUGUACAGAAGAAUUUGAUAACAAGUGCUGUAAUACUGGCACUGUUAGAUUUUUAGGAAUGGCAUAUCCUAAAUCUACAGCAUGUGAACUUUUUAUACACUUUAAGAAACCAGUAUUCCCAGAUCUUCAAUUUUACUUGGUGAAAUUUUACUGAAUUUUCCUUCAUUAUACUACUAUGAAGGAACACGUGGACUAUUUAAAUACUAUCAGUUUUAAUCCUUUCAGAAAUUUACAUGAACUAAGUUGGUUUGUACAGAGAUUUUUGUAACAAAAAUGUAUAGCAAUGACUUUUUUUGGUUAGGCACUCAGAAAAAUGAUGAAACAUUUGCUGGCUUUUCUUGGAGCCCAAGUUAUGUACAGUGAAAGUGCAAGCAAUUUUGGAUAUUUAGUUAAAUGUUUGACAAUGUAUAAAAGGGAGUUUAUAAAGAGGAGGGGAAAGUCAUCCAUUGAUACAUGUAUGUGAUGUAAAUGGUAUAAAGAAAAGCAAAAGGAGCUAUAAAAUGAACCAGUCUGAUACUUUUGAUUAGACUUCUAUAGUUACAGUAGCUUCCUCAGAAAGAACCUGUUUCAAUUUCUUUGUAAUUUCAAAAACAUCAGUUUAAUGUUUUAUUUGAGUCUUUCUGUUCUGUUAGCAUUUUUAUAAACCUGCAGUGUUGAGAAUGUUAUGCUUAAAUUUGUACAGGGUGAUUUUUCAAAAUAAAUAUUUUGUAAAAUGUUCUAUG
Molecule: messenger RNA, 13538 nt
Organism: Emys orbicularis (European pond turtle)
Lineage: Eukaryota; Metazoa; Chordata; Testudines; Emydidae
Gene: TRRAP
Product: transformation/transcription domain associated protein
Exons: 74
Coding region: 974-12553 (3859 amino acids)
Biological process (GO): DNA repair; regulation of DNA-templated transcription
Cellular component (GO): SAGA complex; nucleus; NuA4 histone acetyltransferase complex
Molecular function (GO): protein binding
Source: RefSeq, a predicted model, not a curated record